AGAAGCCUCCUGCUGGCUGCAGCCUGAGCCUCCUCACAUGCCUGUUCUCUCUCCACUGCCAUCCACUAAGCCUGCUCACUGCUGAGGAGCUGGGAUAUGUACAUCUGCUGAGCUGCUACAGGCUAAUUCCACUGCAGAAAUCAAGAUGCCAAGAGGAAAAGGCUUGUGUCUAUUCCUACAGAUGUUACUUCUUCAUCUUUAUGGAGUAUGCCAAGCCCAGCCAAAUUAUCAAGUGUUCGAUCUUCUCUCUGUGUCGGUUCAAAGGCAGGUCACCUCUUUCCUUCAAAAUGCACUGAGCAAUCCUUCCAUGAAUGAGGUUUAUGUCUUGUCAACUUUCAAACUGCAGCCCAAGUCCACAGUUACGCUCUUUGGACUUUAUUCCACCAGUGACAACAGCAGGUUGUUUGAAUUCACAGUUAUUGGUCGUUUAAACAAAGCCUCAUUACGAUACCUCAGAAGUGAUGGGAAGCUACACAUUGUCUUCUUUAAUAACAUUGACUUAGCUGAUGGGAAGCAGCACACACUUCUGUUGCACAUGAGCGGCCUACACCGGGGCUCAAGCUUUGCUGACCUCUACUUGGACUGUCAUCCGGUGGCUGGUGUUAAAGAUCUACCCCGUCCAUUAUCAGGGAUAAGCCAUAACACAGGAUCGGUGCUCUUGAGAACACUACAGAAAAGGGGACAGGAUUCCAUGGAUGAAUUAAAACUUGUAAUGGGAGGCACUCUUUCUCAGAUAGGAUCAAUACAAGAAUGCUUUAUGCAGCAAAGUGAGCCCGGUCAGCAAACAGGUGAUGUCAGCAGACAGUUGAUUGGCCAGAUAACCCUAAUGACUCAGCUGCUGGGAGAGCUCCGAGAUGUCAUGAGACAGCAGGUGAAGGAGACCAUGUUCUUGAGAAACACCAUUUCAGAAUGCCAGGCCUGUGGCUUAGGUCCUGAUGACCCAUUGCCAACUGAAGCUCCAAAGCGCCAAACCACCACUGCGCCUCCAAAGCCUCAAUGUGAUGCAAGUUCUUGUUUCAGAGGAGUGAGGUGCAUUAACGCCGAGACUGGGUUCCAGUGUGGCCCUUGUCCUGAAGGCUACACAGGCAACGGAGUCAUUUGUACUGAUGUAGAUGAGUGUCAGUUAAAUCCAUGUUUCCCUGGUGUUCGUUGCAUAAACACUUCUCCAGGAUUCAAAUGUGAGAGCUGUCCUCCCGGGUACACUGGAUCCACAAUUCAAGGGAUUGGCAUUAACUUUGCCAAGCAAAAUAAGCAGGUUUGCACAGAUAUCAAUGAAUGUGAAAAUGGGAGAAAUGGAGGCUGUACUUCCAAUUCUCUUUGCAUCAAUACAAUGGGAUCUUUCCGCUGUGGGGCCUGCAAACCUGGUUAUGUUGGGGAUCAAAUAAAAGGCUGCAAACCUGAAAAAAGCUGCCGCCAUGGACAGAAUCCAUGUCAUGCCAGCGCUCAAUGUUCAGAGGAAAAGGACCGUGACAUAACCUGCACUUGUUCAGUCGGUUGGGCCGGCAAUGGCUACCUCUGUGGCAAAGAUACGGAUAUUGAUGGAUACCCGGAUGAAGCACUGCCAUGCCCAGAUAAGAACUGCAAAACGGACAACUGUAAAUAUGUUCCUAACUCGGGUCAAGAAGACACUGAUAAAGAUAAAAUUGGAGAUGCUUGUGAUGAAGAUGCGGAUGGAGACGGUAUCCUAAAUGAACAGGAUAACUGUGUACUGGCUGUCAACAUCGAUCAGAAAAACAGUGACCAAGAUAUAUUUGGGGAUGCCUGUGACAACUGCCGGUUAACCCUCAACAAUGACCAAAGGGACACAGACAAUGAUGGGAAAGGGGAUGCUUGUGACGAUGACAUGGAUGGAGAUGGCAUCAAGAACAUCUUGGAUAACUGCCAGAGAGUUCCCAAUGUGGACCAGAAAGACAAAGAUGGAGAUGGUGUUGGCGAUGCUUGUGACAGCUGCCCUGACAUCAUAAAUCCAAACCAGUCAGACAUUGACAAUGACCUCGUUGGAGAUUCCUGUGAUACUAACCAGGACAGUGAUGGUGAUGGUCACCAGGACAGCACAGACAACUGCCCCACAGUGAUUAACAGCUCCCAGCUCGACACAGACAAGGACGGCAUCGGCGAUGAAUGCGACGACGAUGAUGAUAAUGAUGGAAUUCCGGAUACUGUUCCUCCCGGACCUGAUAAUUGUAGACUGGUGCCCAACCCAGGGCAGGAGGAUGACAACAAUGAUGGAGUUGGAGAUGUCUGUGAGGCCGAUUUCGACCAGGACACUGUCAUUGACCGAAUUGACGUUUGCCCUGAAAACGCAGAGAUCACUCUGACAGAUUUCAGAGCUUAUCAAACCGUGGUUCUAGAUCCUGAAGGGGAUGCCCAAAUUGAUCCAAACUGGAUUGUUCUGAACCAGGGAAUGGAGAUUGUGCAGACUAUGAAUAGUGACCCUGGACUGGCAGUUGGUUACACAGCAUUUAAUGGAGUUGAUUUCGAGGGCACAUUCCAUGUGAACACACUGACUGAUGAUGAUUACGCUGGUUUCAUCUUUGGCUACCAGGACAGUUCAAGCUUUUAUGUGGUUAUGUGGAAGCAGACUGAACAGACUUACUGGCAGGCCACCCCCUUUAGAGCUGUAGCAGAGCCUGGCAUCCAGCUGAAGGCCGUCAAAUCCAAGUCAGGACCUGGGGAACAUCUAAGGAACGCAUUGUGGCACACAGGAGACACCAAUGAUCAAGUGAGGCUGCUUUGGAAAGACCCAAGGAACGUUGGCUGGAAAGACAAAGUGUCCUACCGCUGGUUCUUACAGCACAGGCCCCAAGUAGGAUACAUCAGAGCUAGAUUUUAUGAAGGCACUGAACUUGUGGCUGACUCUGGCGUUACUGUGGACACCACCAUGCGUGGAGGAAGACUGGGAGUAUUCUGCUUUUCACAAGAAAACAUCAUUUGGUCCAAUCUGAAAUACCGGUGUAAUGAUACAAUCCCAGAGGAUUUCCAGGCAUUUCAAGCACAACAGUUUUCCAGUUAAACAGAACGCACAGAAUUUUUAUUUUUUUUCUGCAGUAAUAUGGGAAAAUGUUAUUUUCAUGCAGUCUUGUUUUCUACCAACUGUACAAUAAUGUAUGUAAAAUAAAAUGGAUACGAGGGAA
Xenopus laevis (African clawed frog) is the source of this 3134-nucleotide messenger RNA. RefSeq names its product thrombospondin 4 S homeolog (gene thbs4.S). Gene Ontology annotation, cellular component: interstitial matrix; sarcoplasmic reticulum; endoplasmic reticulum. Gene Ontology annotation, biological process: cell adhesion; response to endoplasmic reticulum stress. Gene Ontology annotation, molecular function: calcium ion binding. The record is from RefSeq and is marked provisional. Lineage: Eukaryota; Metazoa; Chordata; Amphibia; Anura; Pipidae.